Acipenser ruthenus (sterlet) is the source of this 7466-nucleotide messenger RNA. RefSeq names its product phospholipid-transporting ATPase IH. Gene Ontology annotation, biological process: phospholipid translocation. Bases 504 to 4037 code for a protein of 1177 amino acids. The record is from RefSeq and is a predicted model, not a curated record. The transcript is spliced from 31 exons. Lineage: Eukaryota; Metazoa; Chordata; Actinopteri; Acipenseriformes; Acipenseridae. Gene Ontology annotation, molecular function: magnesium ion binding; ATPase-coupled intramembrane lipid carrier activity; ATP hydrolysis activity. Gene Ontology annotation, cellular component: recycling endosome; trans-Golgi network; endoplasmic reticulum.
AGAAGAAAAGCUCCCGAGCGGAGCGACAAGACUGGAUAACGCAGGCACGGGAAAGGUGAGAAUGAGGACAGGACUCGAAAAAUAAAAAGAAGAGAAGGGGAAAACACAAGAACAGAAAAGCAACAGAGAAAGAAAAAAAAAGACAGCACACAGAAACAGUGCGGGUUUUACGCACGACGAAAUAUAAACGAGAGAAAACAGAAAACUACUAGCACACUUAUUAUUACCUAUCCAAGACCCACAGUUAAAAAAAAAAGAUUUAAGAAGAGAAUUAAAUUGUGAAGUCUCUCUUCCUUCACAUUGAUAUCGGCGUACUGACAGCCACAAUAGCCUCAUGGAUCUUAGAACAGAAAGAAAAUAUAGGUAGCGUUUCAGCGUGUGAAGAACUUGGAAUAUAUAUAUAUAUAUAUAUAUAUAUAUAUAUAUAUAUAUAUAUAUAUAUAUAUAUAUAUAUAUAUAUAUAUAUAUAUAUAUAUAAAAUCAGUUGGAGCUGUCAAAUAAGAAUGGAUUGCAGCCUGUUGCGGAGUCUUAUUAAUAGAUACUGUGCCGGAGAAGAGAAUUGGGUGGACAGUCGGACAAUAUACAUUGGGCACCGGGAACCCCCUUCAGGCACAGAUGCUUACAUACCACAGAGAUAUCCAGACAACAGGAUUGUUUCUUCAAAGUACACUUUUUGGAACUUUGUACCCAAAAACUUGUUUGAACAGUUCAGAAGAAUUGCCAAUUUUUAUUUCCUAAUCAUUUUUCUAGUACAGUUAAUAAUUGAUACCCCAACCAGUCCAAUUACAAGCGGACUACCACUUUUCUUUGUAAUCACAGUAACAGCUGUUAAACAGGGCUAUGAAGACUGGCUCAGACACAAAGCAGACAAUGCAGUGAACCAGUGUCCUGUCCACAUCAUUCAGCAUGGCAAAGUGGUGAGGAAACAAAGCAGGAGAUUACGGGUUGGAGACAUCGUCUUGGUUAAAGAAGAUGAAACUUUCCCAUGUGAUUUAAUCUUCCUGUCAUCAAGCAGGGAGGAUGGGACGUGUUUUGUAACAACUGCCAGUCUGGAUGGAGAAUCCAGCCACAAGACCUACUAUGCUGUACAAGACACAAAGGCAUUCCAUACAGAGCAAGAGGUGGAUACGAUAAACGCAACCAUUGAAUGUGAACAGCCCCAGUCUGACCUUUACAAAUUUGUUGGCCGCAUAAAUAUUUAUCAAGACCGGGAUGAGCCUAUAGCCAGGCCUUUGGGAUCCGAAAAUCUACUUCUUAGAGGAGCUACCUUAAAGAACACAGAACACAUUUUCGCUGUCGUUAUAUACACUGGCAUGGAGACCAAAAUGGCUUUGAAUUACCAGUCUAAGUCACAGAAAAGAUCUGCUGUGGAGAAGUCUAUGAAUACCUACCUGAUUGUCUACCUGUGUAUUCUGAUCAGUAAAGCUGUGAUCAAUACAGUAAUGAAGUAUGUUUGGCAGAGCGAUCCUAACCGAGAUGAACCUUUUUACAACCACAAAACAGAUUCAGAAAGGCAAAGGAACAUGCUCCUUAAAGUGAUUACAGAUUUUCUGGCCUUCAUGGUUCUGUUCAAUUACAUCAUCCCUGUGUCCAUGUACGUCACCGUGGAGAUGCAGAAGUUCCUUGGUUCCUAUUUCAUAACCUGGGAUGACGACAUGUUUGACAGUGAACUUGGAGAAGGUGCUUUAGUUAACACCUCUGAUCUAAAUGAAGAGCUGGGACAGAUUGAAUAUGUUUUUACAGACAAAACGGGAACCCUAACAGAAAAUAACAUGGAGUUCAUUGAGUGCUGUGUUGAUGGACACGUCUAUGUAGCUGACGCCAUCUGUAAUGGACAGAUUCUGACCGGUACUGUUGGCAUGGACAUGAUUGACUCUUCCCCUGGAGCAGGUGGAAAGGAGAGAGAGGAGUUGUUUUUCCGGGCCCUCUGCCUUUGCCACACAGUCCAGGUGAAGGAGGAAGAAAGUGUGGAUGGGAUAAAGAAAGGGCUUCAGCCAUGUGGAAAAUCCUCCUCCGUUUACAUAUCGUCCUCCCCAGAUGAAGUGGCCUUGGUCGAAGGGAUGAAGAGACUUGGUUUCACAUAUUUGAGACUCAAAGACAACCAUAUGGAGAUAUUGAACAGGGAUGACGAUAUUGAAAGGUUUGAGUUGAUGGAGGUACUGAGCUUUGAUUCAGUUAGACGGCGGAUGAGUGUCAUUGUGAAGUCAAGCACAGGAGAAUAUUAUCUUUUUUGUAAAGGAGCAGAUUCUUCCAUUUUUCCCAGAGUUAUUCAAGGCAAAGUUGACCAAGUUCGAGCCAGAGUCGAGCACAACGCUGUGGAGGGCUUGAGAACUCUUUGUGUUGCCUAUAAAACUCUCGCACAAGAGGAAUACGAGAGUGUCUGCAAACAGAUAAACACUGCGAAACUGGCCUUGCAGGACAGGGAUAAAAAGUUGGCUGAGGCUUUUGAUUUUAUAGAGCGAGAUCUGAUUCUGCUUGGCGCAACUGCUGUGGAGGACAGACUCCAGGAUAAAGCUGCUGACACUAUAGAAUCCUUACACAAAGCUGGCAUGAAGGUGUGGGUACUGACGGGGGACAAAAUGGAGACGGCAGCGGCCACCUGCUACGCCUGCAAACUGUUCCACAGGAACACGGAGAUCCUGGAGCUCACCACCAAGAGAACCGAGGAGCAGAGUCUCCACGAUGUGCUCUUCGACUUGAGCAAGACCGUACUGAGGCACUGCGGCAGCCUAACCAGAGACACUGUAUCAGGGCUCUCCCAUGAUGUGCCGGAUUAUGGUUUAAUUAUUGACGGAGCAACGCUGUCUGCAGUCAUGAAGCCGACAGAAGAGAGCAGCUCUGGCAACUACAAGGAAAUUUUCCUUGAGAUCUGCAGAAACUGCAGUGCCGUACUCUGCUGUCGAAUGGCUCCAUUGCAGAAAGCACAGAUUGUAAAAAUGAUUAAAACGUCAAAGGAGCACCCCAUCACAUUAGCCAUCGGCGAUGGAGCAAAUGAUGUCAGCAUGAUUCUUGAGGCUCAUGUGGGAAUAGGUAUCAUGGGAAAAGAAGGCCGACAAGCGGCUAGAAACAGCGACUAUGCAAUUCCUAAAUUUAAGCACUUGAAAAAGAUGCUGCUGGUGCACGGACAUUACUAUUACAUUAGAAUAUCUGAACUGGUGCAAUACUUCUUUUACAAGAAUGUCUGCUUCAUCUUUCCUCAGUUUUUGUACCAGUUCUUCUGUGGAUUUUCACAGCAGCCAUUGUAUGAUACUGCAUAUCUUACAUUGUAUAAUAUCAGCUUUACAUCCCUUCCAAUACUGCUGUACAGUCUAAUUGAACAACAUGUAAACAUGGAUAUACUUAAGAGAGACCCAUCACUCUACAGGGAUAUAGCCAAGAACUCUCUACUGCGCUGGCGGAUAUUUAUUUACUGGACACUCCUGGGGGUCUUUGACGCAGUGGUAUUCUUCUUUGGUGCUUAUUUCCUGUUUGAUAACACCACUUUCACAAGUAACGGACAGCUAAUGACAGCCAACACAAACAUGAUGUUUGGAAACUGGACAUUUGGCACUCUUGUGUUCACUGUGCUGGUCUUUACUGUCACAUUAAAGCUUGCACUAGACACCCAGUACUGGACAUGGAUAAACCACUUUGUAAUCUGGGGUUCGUUACUGUUUUACGUCAUUUUCUCUCUUCUCUGGGGAGGCAUCAUUUGGCCUUUCCUGAACUAUCAGAGGAUGUACUACGUCUUUAUGCAGAUGCUGUCUAGUGGUCCUGCGUGGCUAGGCAUCAUUUUGCUCAUCACUAUCAGCCUCAUUCCAGACAUGCUUAAAAAAGUGAUAUGCAGGCAGCUGUGGCCCACAUCGGCAGAAAGAAUCCAGAAUGCUUUAAAGCAGUCCAAGAGGGUCAAUGUCUCAGAGUUUAGCCCUCUUUCCACCGUUAAGACUUCAAAAAGCAAAAGCAGUGAACACAGGAACCCUCAGCCUACAAGAACAAACUGGUGUUGCCUGUGUGCAAAUCUUUUAUCAAGAAACACGCCCCAAGACAUUUUGUCAUAACUGCUUACACUGUAAGUCGCAAGGUGAAGGGAGUAGAUUGCUUGUGCUAGACUGUUCCCCUUUAAUGGUAGUGUGUGAGCGCUUGAAUGCUUAUAGAGUAGAUUCACAUUUCACUGGAAUGUCAAGUUAGCUGGUCAUUACUUCAGUUUGUUCCCCAUUAGGCAGCACUGCCACAGACACUACAGCUGUAGCAUUACUGCGUGACGGUAAUCCCCUAUAUCCCACAUGCCAUAAACUACUAGGGGUGUGCCGAUACUCGUAUUUUCUGAGUAAUUACCUUGUCAGCAGGUAUUAAAUAAAUCCAUUCAUUAAUGUGUUGAUUUCAAACCUUCCUUUACAACAGAGUACCAUUGAAUGGCAGUUAACUUCCGCAUUGAGUGCUUUGAAAGGUGAUUGGAAGCAAACUAUCCUCCUUUUACUGCUGUACCUGUAAAAGAUGUUGCGAAGUUAGCAAAUGCAACUGAUUCGUAGCGUCAAUGUGACCUUUCCUUAAACCUAACACAGGAGCUACCGCUGUGAAAACUGGGAUGUGUAUUUCUUUGUUUAAUAAGAGAUUGCAUCUUGCCCAGGACUACAAUCCCACAAUUCACAGCAGACAUGACGCAUUUCUAAGGAAAGUGAAAUAAAAAUGAUUUCAUAUCCAAAGUAUAAAACAAAGGUAAGACAUAUAAUUGCUUAAGAAUAUAAAUGAGUUUUAGUUGGCUUGAUCAUGACAAGUUAUUUAUUAAAUAACACUGUCAGAUUGUCAAUGAGUGAAACUCCAUAAUUGUGGAAACAGAGGGAUAGUUUUGUUUUGUGUUGACUAAUUAACAUAUUUUACUCAAUUUAAUUAAUACCUAACAACUUCAAAUUUCUUAAAGGUAAUUACUCAGAAAAUAUAAGUAUCUGCACACCCCGAAUUUGUAUGUUUAUUAUGCAACAAUACAACAUAUUUGUAUUGUAGGAAAAAAAAAAAAAAAACAUCCGCCCCCCCCCCCCCCCAUGCAAAAUGCAAAAUGAAAAAUAAAAAUAGCCAUAUUAGAAGUACUCCUUGAUAACAAUAGAUCCUCUUAAUAUUAAAUCAGUCCAAUGCCUUUGUAACAUUAUAACCACUAUAGGACAGUAUUCAUAUGCUUCCUAGUUAAAAACACAUCUGUGCUGCCAAAGCAGUGCAGAUUCAGAUGUAAAGGUGAAAAUCCUUUAUGCAUGGUAGCCACUUUGCAUUGUGUCCAUCCAUUAAGCAUGUCUUCCUUCCAUUAGCCUUUGUGUCUCUUCCUUGUCUUGAUUUCACACCCAGUGCUUUACUGAAACGAACAAAUGGGAAAGAAAAGUCUGUCCUUUCAUUUAGGUGAAUUUCAUUAAAAUGGUGUAUUUAAUGGGAUUUGAAGGAGGCUUUUUCAAUACAAAACGUAAUUACGAGAAUUGUAUUAAGUAUAAACUUAGGCAGUUACAGUGUAAAACACUGGUGUGGUGGAAUAGGGUCCGCCGCUUACAGCACGAGAGGUUCCUUCUUUUAUUUUAGCUUUUCAUUUCAGCUUGCAUUACUGCAUUUUUAACACUUCUUAUUGGUUACACCAUUAACAAAGCAUCCGUUUUUUUUUGUUGUUUUUUUUUAAAAUCAUAUUUUCAUUUUAUUCAGCAUCAUUUCUUACUUUUGUAUUUUUCUCAUUUCCAUCCUUCAGUGAUAAAUAAGAAGACCCUUGCAUGGUGGUUGAAACAGCUGCACUCCUGCCCUGCCUACUAACAUUUCAGCUCACUGCAACCUCCUAACAACCCUCUUUCCAAUCAUCAGCUCAUUGAUCUGCUAUCAGCAUCUGGGCACAAAACUAGCAAACCACAGUAGCAGAAAGUAUGUUAACUUUGGAGAUGCGGGCUCUGCUAUUAACACCUUGGAUACUAAGAUACUGGAGUCAUUACUACUGUAAAUCCUGCAUUGUACUGCCGCCGAUAGUAGCUAAUCUUUAUAGUUUGCUUUGCUCUUAAUUUAAUCACAUGCUUGUUUUCACAGUCUUUUGGACAUAUGUACAAAAAAAAAAAGCAUAAAAAAGAAAGCAUCUCAGAAAUGUUCUGCUUGUCAUUAAUUUCAUUUUUUAAGUUUUUAUUGUGGAUAAAUCUUGACAAUUCCAUAGUUAUGCUUACAGAAGAUGUACAGUAAAGCGCGUAUUGUACUGUAUAGGUUGGGAUACGGGUAGAAAGGGCAACAGAAUGUUGAAGUGACAACACCCCUAGUGCAAAAAGAGCUGUUCUGUUGUUCAGAAUGUAUAUGUGACGUUUGAAAAACUGUGAAAGCCAAAAUGCAAUGUAAAUUACCUGGACUUAAAAUUAAUUGCAGGUGAAACCAACCUAUGACUUUAUGCAUGCACAUUUUUUUUUUAGUUAAUUUAUAUUUUAAGUACCUCAUAUUUAUCUUAUACUUAUCAAUGUAGCCAUGUAGUGGUAUUAAACAUCAGAAAUCAUAUUUAGCUAAAUUAAGAGUAAGCUCUGUUCUGACAGUUCAGCGGAUUAAUGACCACACUCACACUUUUACAAAUUACUGUAAACUGUUGCACAGAAAAAUCCACUUGAAUUCAUUGAAAUGUAUCAAGGAACCACAGUACUAAACUGCAAAAGAGCACAUUAGUUUUUAUGAUGUGCAGUCAGUCGCAUCACUUCAAUCCAGUGGCUGUCAGAAUCUUUAUCACAGUCCUCAUUGCAUUGCAUUAAACUGUCCCAUUCUCCAUUACUGUACAAAUCAUGCGAGAUACAUGAAUAAAGGGUUCUGGUAACCCAAAAGCUCCCUACAUUAAUACAUCUGGCAUACUCUGUUACAUUAAAAACGAAUGACGAUCACCAUAUGUGACUACUUGUUCAUUGCUAUCCAGAUUCUCGUGAAUAGUAAGCUCUGCUGUGUCAUGAAAUGCAUUUUAAGUGUAGUGUAUCUUACGUAGGUCUUUUGUAAAUCUUACAAACUGAGUUUUUAUUACUUUUGUACACUACUAGGAUGAACAGAUUUUUAUUUAUUUAAAUGUCAACAAAAAAUGUGCUGCUUUAUUGUUUUUAUUUUUUACUAAAAUACAAACUGUUAUACCAACUGUUCACUGUUGGGAAUAGUACAACCAAAUGGAUUCAGUUUCAAUGAUGUCUGUAAUAAUCACCUAAACUAACCCUGAAUCUUACUGUUUCUACAAUGGUGGGCAGAACGUAAUCAUGCCAGUUUGUAAAUUUCAACAGAAUGUAUUUGUUUUCUUUUUCAAUAAGUUGGCAAGACAGCUGGCUCUUCACUUAACUGAGAAUCGGGUGAAAUGUAUACAAUCUGGGGGAAAGGGUAGAAGAUUAAAUUACUUUAUAGUUUUGUUUGUAGGUGUACAUUUUUUAACAGAUUAAUAUCUGUCAAUAUUCCAGCCUUUCUGUAGUAUAUUCAAACAAAGAACUUUAACUCUGCCUGUAAUAAAGACAGAAUGAAAAGCCAGA